ACCAGCCUAACAGAGGGACCAAAAGACCCCGUGAUGAAGAGGAAGAGGAAAUCAAAGCACGUCGGAAACAAGCCAGUGCCCGAGAGCAUGGCCGUCACAGGGAAGAGGAGUCUGCUGCCCUGGAAGAAACUGAUGAUGAGAAGAAGAAACUCCUUCAGAUAAUUGAGAGGGAUGGAGAAGAGGAAGAUGAGGAAGAGGAACCUUUGGAUGAAAGUUCAGUGAAGAAGAUGAUUCUCACCUUUGAGAAGAGAUCCUACAAAAACCAGGAGCUGCGGAUCAAGUUUCCCGAUAAUCCAGAGAAGUUUAUGGAGUCAGAGCUGGAUUUAAAUGACAUCAUUCAGGAAAUGCACGUGAUCGCGACGAUGCCCGGCCUGUAUCACCUGCUGGUGGAGCUGAACGCUGUGCAGUCUCUGCUUGGGCUGCUGGGACAUGACAACACAGAUGUUUCCAUAGCUGUGGUUGACUUGCUGCAAGAGCUGACUGAUAUUGAUACUCUCCAUGAGAGUGAAGAAGGAGCUGAAGUCCUCAUAGACGCUCUUGUGGAGGGCCAGGUCGUGGCCUUGUUGGUCCAGAAUUUAGAGCGCCUGGAUGAAAGUGUGAAAGAGGAGGCUGAUGGUGUCCACAACACCCUGGGAAUCGUGGAGAACAUGGCAGAGUUCAGGCCGGAGAUGUGCACGGAGGCCGCACAGCAGGGCCUUAUGCAGUGGCUGCUCAAGAGGCUGAAGGCUAAGAUGCCUUUUGAUGCCAACAAGCUGUACUGCAGUGAGGUGCUGGCGAUUCUGCUCCAGAAUAAUGAUGACAACAGAGAAUUGCUUGGGGAGCUGGAUGGGAUCGAUGUGCUGCUUCAGCAGUUAUCUGUGUUUAAACGACACAAUCCAAGCACAGCAGAGGAGCAGGAAAUGAUGGAGAACCUGUUUGACUCCCUCUGCUCCUGCCUCAUGCUCAGCUCCAACCGUGAUCGCUUCCUGAAGGGUGAGGGUCUGCAGCUGAUGAACCUGAUGCUCAGAGAGAAGAAGAUUUCCCGCAGCAGUGCCCUGAAGGUGCUGGACCACGCCAUGAUUGGACCAGAGGGCACAGACAACUGUCACAAGUUUGUGGACAUCCUUGGGCUGAGAACCAUCUUCCCUCUCUUCAUGAAAUCACCUAAAAAGAUAAAGAAGGUUGGAACAACUGAAAAAGAACACGAAGAACAUGUCUGUUCUAUCCUGGCUUCCCUUCUGCGAAACCUGAGAGGGCAGCAGAGGACACGGUUACUGAAUAAAUUCACAGAGAAUGACAGUGAGAAGGUUGAUCGGCUGAUGGAACUGUAUUUUAAGUACCUGGAUGCAAUGCAGGCAGCUGAUAAGAAGAUUGAUGGGGAGAAACACGACAUGGUGCGUCGAGGAGAAAUCAUAGACGAUGACAUGGAAGAUGAAUUCUAUCUCCGUCGUCUGGACGCUGGGCUCUUUGUGCUGCAGCUCAUCUGUUACAUCAUGGCAGAGAUCUGUAAUGCCAAUGUUCCCCAGAUUCGUCAGAGAGUCCACCAGAUCCUGAACAUGAGAGGCAGCUCCAUUAAAAUUGUUCGACACAUCCUGAAGGAGUACGCGGAGAACAUCGGGGACGGGAAGAACCAGGAGUUCAGGGAGAGCGAGCAGAAACGGAUCCUGGAUCUGCUGGAGAAUUUCUGAGGCCCUGGGAGACACCUCUGUGUCUGCCCACAAGGACCUGGCGCCAGUGCUCCCUCCUCCUGCCCCUCCUCCAGCCUCUCUUGCACGAUCAAAGUGAUGUUUCUAUGAAACUGCUUCUAAAUGGGAUUUGGGAGAUAUUAAAGAUAGUUUGCUUUUUUUUUUA
Zonotrichia albicollis (white-throated sparrow) is the source of this 1830-nucleotide messenger RNA. The record is from RefSeq and is a predicted model, not a curated record. Lineage: Eukaryota; Metazoa; Chordata; Aves; Passeriformes; Passerellidae.